AUGGUCCCACCAAAGAAAGUGCCUGUUGGAGGAGUAUCUUUGUUUGGUGGAUUUAAUCCUGCGAAAGUUUCACUGAGAAAGACUAACUAUCCAAAGGAAGAAAAGGAAAGUAGUAUUCAAAAUUCUGAAUCAAAUCCUCCACCAAGAAGUAUUUCUGAAAAAGCAAGACCCCCUGGAGUACCAGGAGGACAACCACUAUUUGGAGGAUUUAAUCCUGCAACAUUUAAAUUAAAAAAGACUACAGUAAAGAAGGAAAACACACCAGAAAAGAAGUCACAAGAAGAAGUUCCUGAAUUUAUGAAACUCAAAUUAAAGAAAGCAGAAAAAUGA
Molecule: messenger RNA, 330 nt
Organism: Entamoeba nuttalli P19
Lineage: Eukaryota; Evosea; Mastigamoebida; Endamoebidae
Product: Uro-adherence factor A precursor, putative
Exons: 1
Coding region: 1-330 (109 amino acids)
Source: RefSeq, a predicted model, not a curated record